AUGGUGACAUGACAUGGGGAGUCUGCGAGACGAGAGGAAAAUAUCAUUGCCACGUCAUCAGCAAUCUUAAGCGAACGGCCCUUCUAAAGAUCUCCUCUUUCUCUCUCUCACUCACCAAAAACUGUACCACCUCCUCAUAUUUUCCAUAAAUUUUAUUUAUUUUUCCUUUAAAUUUACUGUCACAUUUGUUUAAAACAGAGCGUUAAAUCUAAAUUAAUUCAGGAAAAUAUUUAGCAUCUGAUAACCGAAGCCCAGUCAAGUUAGAGAUUCUGAUUAUAAGUUAAACAACAGUUGUCUUAUAAGGCUUUGGACGGUUAAAGGCUGAGACGUUGUAGAGACUAAUUUUACUGUUGUGAAUUUUCAGUCCUUUUAGAGAGAGAUGCAAUAGUUUCUUCUGUUGAAUUUCGUACAGUUGCAGAGUGGAAGCGUAGGUCCUGGUGUGUUGUUGUUGAUUAUUCUGGUGAUUGAUUCAAAAAGGUAUACUUGGAAGAUAAAUAUUGUUUACUCUAAAUGGCUAAUCCAUCUAAGAGGUGGAUUGACGGUCUUCAGUUCUCAUCGCUGUUCUGGCCGCCGCCGCAAGACCCUCAAGAACGAAAGGUUCAAAUUACUGCAUAUGUCGAGUAUUUUGGUCAGUUCACAUCAGAACAAUUCCCUGAGGAUAUUGCUGAGCUUAUUCGCACCCGCUAUCCAUCUAAGGAGCAACGCCUUUUUGAUGAUGUUCUGGCAACUUUUGUCCUUCACCAUCCAGAACAUGGGCAUGCAGUUGUUCUUCCAAUUAUUUCAGGAAUCAUUGAUGGUUCGCUGGUGUAUGAUAAGAGUUCCUUGCCCUUUGCGUCAUUCAUCUCCUUAGUUUGCCCAAGUAGUGAGAAUGAGUAUUCUGAACAGUGGGCUCUAGCAUGCGGAGAGAUCUUGCGAAUUCUGACUCAUUACAACCGUCCAAUAUAUAAAAUGGAGCCACAAAAUAAUGAAACAGAUAGAAGCCACAGCAGCAGCCAAGCUACGACAAGUGAAUCUGUAGAUGGGGAACCAUCCUUUCAGAUACCUUUGAUGCAACAGGAGAGGAAGCCUUUAAGGCCUUUGUCUCCCUGGAUUACUGAUAUAUUGCUCGCUGCACCUCUGGGUAUAAGAAGUGAUUACUUCCGUUGGUGCAGUGGUGUUAUGGGCAAAUAUGCAGCUGGAGACCUCAAGCCACCUACUACUGCUUCUUCUCGGGGAUCUGGAAAGCAUCCUCAGCUUAUGCCAUCAACCCCAAGAUGGGCCGUUGCAAAUGGUGCUGGUGUCAUUUUAAGCGUAUGCGACGAAGAGGUUGCACGCUACGAAACUGCUAGUUUAACGGCUGCAGCAGUCCCUGCACUUCUACUUCCUCCCCCAACAACAGCUUUGGAUGAGCAUCUAGUUGCUGGGUUACCGGCUCUUGAACCAUAUGCACGUUUAUUUCAUCGGUACUAUGCCAUUGCAACUCCAAGUGCGACCCAAAGACUUCUUCUUGGGCUUCUUGAAGCACCACCAUCAUGGGCUCCAGAUGCACUUGAUGCUGCUGUACAGCUUGUGGAACUUCUUCGUGCUGCCGAAGAUUAUGCAACUGGUAUAAGGCUUCCUCGAAAUUGGAUGCAUUUGCACUUUUUGCGGGCAAUUGGGACUGCAAUGUCUAUGAGGGCAGGUAUUGCUGCUGAUGCUGCUGCAGCUUUACUUUUUCGCAUACUUUCGCAGCCCGCACUACUUUUUCCUCCAAUAAGACAAGUUGAGGGAGUAGAAGUUCAACAUGAACCUUCUGGUGGUUAUAUCUCAUGUUACAGAAAGCAGAUUGAGGUGCCUGCAGCUGAAGCAACUAUUGAAGCUACUGCUCAAGGGAUUGCAUCAAUGCUUUGCGCUCAUGGACCAGAGGUGGAAUGGAGAAUAUGUACAAUAUGGGAAGCUGCUUAUGGUCUGAUUCCCUUGAGCUCUUCAGCUGUUGAUCUUCCAGAAAUUAUUGUUUCAACCCCAUUGCAGCCUCCCAUACUAUCAUGGAAUCUAUACAUACCUCUUCUUAAGGUGCUCGAAUACCUUCCACGUGGAAGUCCUUCUGAAGCAUGUCUCAUGAAGAUAUUUGUGGCGACUGUAGAAGCUAUUCUUCAGAGAACAUUUCCACCUGAAUCCCCCAGGGAGCAAACCAGAAAAACAAGAUACAGCAUAGGUUCUGCCUCAAAGAAUCUCGCUGUGGCAGAGCUUCGUACAAUGGUGCAUUCGCUGUUUUUAGAAUCAUGUGCUUCUAUAGAGCUCGCUUCACGCCUACUUUUUGUUGUCUUAACUGUGUGUGUUAGUCAUGAGGCUCAGUUCAGUGGGAGUAAGAGACCAAGAGGUGAAGAAAGUUUUCCUCCUGAUGAGGGCGUUGAGGAGUCACAGGCACAAUCUGAAAAGCUGAAAGACAUUAAACCUAGAAAAGCAAAAAAACAAGGGCCUGUAGCUGCGUUUGAUUCUUAUGUGCUGGCUGCUGUCUGUGCUCUUGCCUGCGAGCUUCAGUUGUUCCCCUUGGUUACAAGAGGAAAUACUCAUUCAACUGCUAAAGAUGUUCAAGCUAUGGCCAACCCUGCAAAAGUAAAUGGAUCUUCUAUAGAGUAUGGACAUGGUAUUGACUCUGCUAUUCAUCAUACUCACAGAAUCUUAGCAAUUUUAGAGGCACUUUUUUCGCUGAAGCCAUCUUCUGUUGGCACCUCAUGGGGUUAUAGUUCAAAUGAAAUAGUUGCUGCAGCUAUGGUUGCUGCUCAUAUUUCUGAACUAUUUAGACGGUCAAAGGCUUGCAUGUAUGCACUCUCUGUUCUAAUGCGCUGCAAGUGGGACAAUGAAAUUUACACCAGGGCAUCAUCGUUAUAUAAUCUCAUCGAUAUUCACAGCAAGGCUGUUGCAUCCAUUGUUAACAAGGCCGAACCAUUAGAAGCACAAUUGAUAUAUGCACCUGUUAGAAAAUAUUCCCCUUGUUUAGAUGACAGAAAACAAAACAAGUGUUCAAGUGCCACUUGCUUUGAUCCUGGGCAAUCAUCUGCUUCAGAAUGUGAAGAUUCAACUUGUUCAGACAAUAAUCUCAGAUCUGAGAAACUGUUAGCAUCAGAUGAAGGCUUAGGAAAUUCAUUGGGCAAAGGUAUAGCAGGUUUCCCAUUAGAUGCCUCAGAUUUGGCCAAUUUUCUCACCAGGGACCGGCACAUAGGAUUCAAUUGCAGUGCACAAAUUCUUCUGAGAUCAGUGCUUGUGGAGAAACAAGAGUUAUGUUUCUCUGUAGUUUCACUACUGUGGCACAAGCUGAUAGCAGCGCCCGAAACACAACCCAGUGCCGAAAGCACAUCUGCCCAGCAGGGAUGGAGACAGGUGGUUGAUGCGUUGUGCAAUGUCGUAUCAGCAUCACCGACAAAAGCAACUACAGCUGUUGUACUUCAGGCGGAUAGGGAAUUGCAGCCUUGGAUUGCCAAAGAUGACGACCAAGGUCAGAAGAUGUGGAGAAUCAACCAGCGAAUUGUAAAAUUGAUAGUCGAGCUGAUGAGAAAUCAUGAUAGCGCAGAAUCAUUGGUCAUUGUGGCAAGUGCUUCUGAUCUACUUCUACGUGCCACAGAUGGUAUGCUUGUUGAUGGGGAAGCUUGUACUUUACCACAACUGGAGCUGCUGGAAGCAACAGCUAGAGCAGUUCAGCCGGUACUCGAGUGGGGAGAAUCAGGACUGGCAGUAGCAGAUGGACUUUCAAACCUGUUAAAGUGUCGUCUACCAGCUACGACUCGAUGCCUUUCUCAUCCAAGCGCACAUGUUCGAGCUCUCAGCACAUCAGUCCUUCGCAAUAUUUUGCAUAUAGGUUCAAUCAAUUCAAAAUCUAAGUUGGAAAUAUAUGGUAUCCGUGGUCCCUCUUACCAGUUCUUCAAUAUAGGUGCCAUCAACUGGCAAACUGAUAUCGAAAAGUGCUUAACAUGGGAAGUUUAUAGUCAGCUUGCAAGAGGAAUGACUAUACAGUUCCUCGACACUGCUGCCAAAGAAUUAGGAUGUAAUAUUUCCAUAUAACAUCGAUUAACUUUCGGAUUAUCAGUAUAAAUACCCUUUUUCUUUUUUUAAAACUGAGAAUACAAAGAAGACUUAGACUUGCUUCAAAUUGCUUGAACCACAUGGUUGGGGCAGAAAAUGCAGCUCAUCGAGUAGUCCUAGGGGAUGAGGAUGAAGGCUUUGAAUGCCAUGAAACUCUUCAAGCAAGGUUAGUGUAUGAUAAAAAUGCCACACUGAGGUUUCAUGUGUCUAAUCUUACUUUGCUUUAAGCUUAGCUUUGUAAGAUAUUUAGACUGAGUUUUCGAUUUGUUUGUCGGAUUACGAUAUUUAAUUUCAGUUUAACUUAGUUUAUUUCAUUAGAA
This is a messenger RNA of Gossypium raimondii (Peruvian cotton), 4358 nucleotides long. RefSeq names its product protein GIGANTEA. Gene Ontology annotation, biological process: response to stress; regulation of circadian rhythm; regulation of long-day photoperiodism, flowering. NCBI's taxonomy places the organism in Eukaryota, Viridiplantae, Streptophyta, Magnoliopsida, Malvales, Malvaceae. The record is from RefSeq and is a predicted model, not a curated record. The coding region runs from base 511 to 4017 and encodes 1168 amino acids. Gene Ontology annotation, cellular component: nucleus. The transcript has 16 exons.